This is a messenger RNA of Magnusiomyces paraingens, 1257 nucleotides long. RefSeq lists its product as uncharacterized. The transcript has a single exon. The coding region runs from base 1 to 1257 and encodes 418 amino acids. Lineage: Eukaryota; Fungi; Ascomycota; Dipodascomycetes; Dipodascales; Dipodascaceae. The record is from RefSeq and is a predicted model, not a curated record.
AUGUAUCAUGCCAUUAAAGAAUGGGGUGGAACUCCUUUUGGCUUUAUUGAUGAUGUGACUAUUACCGUUGAAGGUAAAAUUGAAGAAAAUACCAAAAGCUUAAGCAACAUAUUAGAAAAAUGUUGUAAUUGGGCUAAAUCAAGAAUGACCAAAAUUGAUUUGGGUGAUAAAUUGGGUUUUAUUCAUUUUACAAAAAAUGUGAAACCUAAAGAUGAGAAAGUGCAACUUACUUUACCUAAUGGAGAACUUCGUGAACCCCAGAAGGAAGUUAAAUUGCUUGGAAUUACUUUGAACAAUCUGCUUGAUUUUAAAUCUCAUAUUUUGAAUAAAAUCAAUAAAGCAAGAAAAGCUGUUGGUGCUAUUUGGCAUCUUGGUGGCGUGCAAAAAGGUAUGCGAGGGUCUGCAGUCAGAUCACUGUAUAUUGCUUGCGUGAGACCAAUUGUCGAAUAUGGCUUAGAAAUUUGGCAUCACAAAAUUUUGAAAGGAGAAAUCCACAAGUUGGAAGUAAUGCAGAAUAUGGCUUUAAGAAGAAUUGUUGGUGCUUAUCGCACAACUCCUAUUGCGGUACUACAAAAGGAAGCUGGUAUUAUGCCAUAUAGUAUUAGGCUAAAAUUUAUGGUGGCACGAAAAGCUAUUCGUUUACACCUAAAUAUUAGCAAAACUAAUCCUAUUAAUGGUCAUUUGUUAACAUUGAUUGAGAAAUCUCCAAUUGCAAAGCUAACCACGCUUUACAUGUUGGCGAAAGAUGAUAGAGACUAUAUGAUUAAAAAGGAUGAAAAACGAAAAUGCAAGAGGGUUGAACCACUUACACUGAAACAACAACAAAAUCAGACGAUUGGAAUUUUGAAAAAACAAGCAAUGGAAGAAUGGCAAGAAAUGUAUUGGAACAGCAGUAAGGAUCUGUGGUAUCAUAAUAUCACAGUGGAGUCGAAAUGUACUGAUAAUCUUUCCAAAAUGGUUACGGGAGUGAUCAUGAAGAAAGAUAGUCGAAGGAUCUUGAGUAAUAUUACUCAGUUUCGCACAGGCCAUGGCAACUUUGGCGCAUGGUUUAAAAAGUUUGGAAUUGAAAAGGAUAGUUACAACUGUAAAUGUGGAGAGCUGGAAACAGUUCAUCACAUUUUAGUUGAGUGUCCUUUGCUUGAAGAGGAAAGAAAAGGACUGAAACGGAUAUCUCCAGAGAUGGACAUGUCGACUCUCUUAAACAGUUUAACUGGCUUACAAGAGAUUGUAAGCUUUAUCUCUGCUUGGAGGGAUUAA